Molecule: messenger RNA, 3852 nt
Organism: Helianthus annuus (common sunflower)
Lineage: Eukaryota; Viridiplantae; Streptophyta; Magnoliopsida; Asterales; Asteraceae
Product: receptor-like protein kinase 2
Exons: 2
Coding region: 242-3667 (1141 amino acids)
Biological process (GO): protein phosphorylation
Molecular function (GO): protein kinase activity; protein binding; ATP binding
Source: RefSeq, a predicted model, not a curated record
UUUUUUUAACAUUUCUUUAAUCUUCUUACAAGUUUUUUAUAACAAUAUUCGCCAUGAAACCUGUGCUAUUUCUUGAUCACCACACCAGUGUUUAAACCAACCCACAAAAAUGGAGAGAAGGUUUUAGAGAGAGAAACAAGAGAGAGAUAGAGAGAGGAACACAAAGAUUAAGAAAACAAACACCAAACCCAAAACCUCAAACUACACAAACCCAAGAAAAGUUUGCAAUUUGAGGCAACAAAUGUCUAUCCUGUCUUGCUCUAAACCCCAUAACCAGUCCCAUAAUAUUAAUCUUCAUUGGUUCUUCAACUUCUUUUUCACUUCUCUUUCAACCCUUUUCUUCAUUUCGUCUUCCGCCGCCGUCACCGACCAUGAAGCCACCGUGCUUUCCACCUGGGCUCAUAGCUCCGGCGCCGGCGGAGGUGGUUCUUUUCUACAAAGCUGGAAACUUUCCGGUGAAACAACCACUCCAUGCAAAUGGGAUUACAUAAAAUGUGACACACAAGGUUUUGUUACAGAAAUAAACAUUCAAUCAAUCCCAUUACAACUACCAUUACCCACUAAUCUUUCAUCCUUAACCCAUCUCACAACACUCACAAUCUCCGGUGCUAACCUCACCGGAACUCUCUCCGACGACCUUUCCACCUGCCGGAAUCUUGUCACCAUAGAUUUAAGCUCAAACAGUCUCGUGGGUCCCAUCCCAUCUUCCAUUUUCAACCUUCAAAACCUCCAAGACUUGAUACUAAACUCCAACAAACUCACCGGAAAAAUCCCAUAUCAGAUAGGUAACUGUAAGAACCUCAAGAAUCUUUUUUUAUUCGACAACAGAAUCUCCGGCAGCAUCCCACCGGACAUCGGCCGGUUAGGGAAGCUUGAAGUUAUUCGCGCCGGCGGUAACAAUGACCUCACCGGAAAAAUCCCAGAUGAGAUCGGAAACUGUGUUAACCUCACAGUUCUCGGUUUAGCUGACACAAGAAUAUCAGGCUCUUUACCUAACACAAUAGGUAAACUCACAAAACUCAAAACAUUAUCCAUAUACACUGCUAUGAUCUCCGGUGAGUUACCACCGGAGAUUGGCAACUGUAGUGAGCUUGUAGAGUUGUUUCUAUACGAAAACAGUCUUUCUGGCCCCAUAGUUCCAGAGAUUGGAAACCUUAAAAAGCUUGAAAAGUUGUUGUUAUGGCAGAACAGUUUUGUGGGGUCAAUACCUGAAGAGUUAGGAAACUGUAGUAGUUUAAAGAUGUUUGAUGUUUCUUUAAACUCUUUAUCUGGGAUUAUUCCAGUUUCUGUUGGGAAUCUUGUUGGGUUGGUAGAGUUUAUGAUUAGUAAUAAUAAUGUUUCUGGUUCUAUACCAUCUGGUAUUGCAAAUGCUGUUAAUUUGGAACAGUUGCAGCUUGAUACUAAUCAGAUUUCAGGGUUGAUUCCUGUUGAGAUUGGGAGGUUGACGAAUCUCGAAGUGUUUUUCGCUUGGGAUAAUAAUCUUGAAGGAAGUAUUCCCACAAGUUUAGGUGGUUGUAGUAAUCUACAAGCAUUAGAUUUGUCACAUAAUUCACUUACUGGUACUAUUCCUCCAGGGUUGUUUCAGUUACAAAAUCUUACUAAAUUGCUUUUGAUUUCCAAUGAUAUCUCGGGGUCUAUACCGCGAGAGAUUGGGAAUUCGACGUCUUUGGUGAGGUUAAGGUUGGGGAAUAACCGAAUCACGGGUGAAAUCCCUAAGGAGAUUUCGGGUUUGAAAAGCAUUAAUUUUCUUGAUUUGUCGGGGAAUCGUAUUUCUGGGGCGGUUCCUAAUGAGAUUGCUAGUUGUACCGAGUUAGAAAUGAUAGACCUUAGCAAUAACAUGUUAGAAGGGCCGUUGCCCGAUUCGUUAUCGUCGUUAUCGGGUUUACAAGUUUUGGAUGUUUCGAGAAAUCACCUUGAUGGUCCUAUUCCGGCUAGUUUAGGGCGGUUGGUUUCGUUAAACAAACUCGUUAUGAGCCAGAAUGAGUUUUCUGGAGCGAUCCCCAAAUCGCUCCAGCUCUGCUUAGGUCUACAGUUUCUAGACCUAAGCAGUAAUAAAUUAUCAGGCGAAAUCCCGCCUGAGUUGGGGAAUAUCCAAGCGCUCGAGAUUGCGCUAAACUUGAGCUGCAAUGGGCUAACCGGGCCUAUCCCGGUUCAAAUUGGCGCGCUUAGCAAGCUUUCGACUCUUGACAUGUCGUACAACAAGCUAGAGGGAAACUUGAGCCCGCUUUCGCACCUUGACAACCUUGUAUCGUUAAAUAUCUCGUAUAACAACUUUACGGGUUAUUUACCGGACAACAAGCUUUUUAGGCAGUUAUCCGAAGCGGAUUUAGCCGGUAACCAAGGGUUGUGUUCGUUCGGUAAAGAUUCUUGUUUCCUAAGCAAUGUGGCGGAAUCUGGUAACGGGAAAGACGAGUAUAGGUCUAGGAAUGCGAAAAGGUUACGACUCGCGCUUGCAUUGCUCAUUACCUUGACAAUAGCGAUGAUGAUCAUGGGUGUGGCUGCGGUUCUACGUGCAAGAAGAGGGAUUAGAGGGGAUGACGAAUCGGAGUUAGGCGAGUCGUGGCCGUGGCAGUUUACUCCGUUUCAGAAGCUUAAUAUUUCGGUUGAUCGAAUCUUGAAAUGUUUAGUGGACACGAAUGUGAUUGGAAAAGGGUGUUCAGGGGUGGUGUAUCGGGCCGAUAUGGAGAAUGGUGAAACCAUAGCGGUGAAGAAACUGUGGCCAUCGAUGGCGGUUGAUGGUGCUUAUGACGACGAGAAGAGUGCAGUGCGUGAUUCUUUUUCAGCAGAAGUGAAAACUUUGGGCUCAGUUCGACACAAGAACAUUGUUCGGUUUCUAGGUUGUUGUUGGAACAAGAAAACGAGGUUGCUCAUGUACGAUUAUAUGCCAAACGGGAGUCUCGGUAGCCUGCUUCAUGAACGAAUGGGGAGCUCGUUGGAAUGGGAAUUACGGUAUCAAAUCUUGUUAGGGGCCGCUGAAGGACUCGCGUAUUUGCACCACGAUUGUGUUCCUCCAAUAGUUCAUAGAGAUAUCAAGGCUAAUAACAUCCUCAUUGGUCUGGACUUCGAGCCUUACAUAGCAGAUUUCGGGCUUGCAAAGCUCGUCAACGAUGGUGAUUUUGCCCGAUCGUCAAACACAAUCGCGGGUUCCUACGGAUACAUCGCUCCAGAAUACGGGUACUCGAUGAAAAUCACCGAAAAGAGCGACGUUUACAGCUACGGAGUAGUCAUGCUAGAAGUCCUAACCGGAAAACAACCAAUCGAUCCAACGAUUCCAGACGGAUCACACGUCGUCGACUGGGUAAAACAACGAAAAGAAUGGACCGAAGUACUCGACCCAAGCUUACUCUCCAGACCCGCAUCCGACAUCGAAGAAAUGAUGCAAACAUUAGGCAUUGCAUUACUAUGCGUCUACUCGCUGCCCGAAGAACGACCAACAAUGAAAGAUGUUGCAGCAAUGUUAAAAGAAAUCAAACACGAAAGAGAAGAGUAUGCAAAAGUGGAUGCUCUUUUGAAAGGUUCACCCGAAAAACCGGGCUCCGGUAGCAGGCCUGGUGGCGGUGGAGACCCUCCGGCAGCAGCGUCGUCGUCGGCCGCUGCUUGCAACUCGAAUAGCUUCUCUGGUUCUUCGUUGAUUCACUCUUCUUCUUCUAGAGUUGCUUACAAGUGAAUAUGGUUACAAGUUUCGCGGGCUUUUUUUUUUUUUUUUUUAAAAAGUGUGGUUUUUUAUUUAUUUAUUUUGGUGUGGAGUUUAGUUAAGAUUUUUAAUGGGUUUAGUUGUAUUUAAGUGAAGAAAACUUAAGGCCAAUUUUGGCUUUUUUAAUUACUAGUAUAAUAAUUGAUAGUUAUUUGGUA